Molecule: messenger RNA, 2019 nt
Organism: Cherax quadricarinatus
Lineage: Eukaryota; Metazoa; Arthropoda; Malacostraca; Decapoda; Parastacidae
Source: RefSeq, a predicted model, not a curated record
AUGAACCAGAUCCCCAUUAACCACAUCACCAGAACAACGAUCACCAUGAAACCACGAUCACCAAUGAACCAACCACGAUCACUCAAUUACCAGGAACACCAUAACCAGGAUCACCAUGAACAAGGAUGGGGUGAGGCAGUAGGCCAGCCUAGGCCUACUGGCCCUCCAGUGCCAGCAGCGGCCUACCUGUUGUGCUUCUGUUACGGGAUCGCCGUUGUUGCUUCUGUUUGGCUGUUAAUGGGGCUGUACAAGGUGUACAUCUCUUGUCUAGCCCCUCUUAAAGUGGUUUGGUUUUUAUACUGGUGUUUGUGUUGUACUGGUGUAGUUGACCUGACCUUUUAUGUUGUGAGAGCCACUCUUAACGUGAGUACAGGUGUUAGUACUGGUGUAGUUGACCUGACCUUCUAUGUUGUGAGAGCCACUCUUAACUUGUGGUGUGUGUUGUGUGUGCAGAGUGUGUAUGUUGAGUGGCGGGAUCAACCUAACUGUUGCUACACUCUGAAGACACAACAACAACCUGGCAUGAGUGCUGAGGAGGAAGGUGCUGUGAAUGGUGAGGCUGUGUUGGUGUACAACAACCCGGCUUUUAUGGCUCUCACAGAGACAACACUACCACCACCACUACCACCCUCCCGACCUUCCACCCCAAGACCCAUUACCAGGAGUUACUCAGCAGCGUCAGAGUACAGCAGCAGGAACACUGCUGUACAGCAGCAGGUGUUAGGUAGCACUGCUGCUGUAGCAUCGUCAGUAGUGAGGACAGGUAUCCCUGGAUGGGAGGGUAUCCCUGGAUGGGAUACCUACCUCAGUGGACAGUCACACUCCGAGUUCAACGCUGCCUUGUUUAAUCCAGCCUCAGGAGGUUUACCGCCCCUGGUGACUGGUUACCCCAGCAACCAGUCUAUCUACCAGCAGUCUCCCCAUGUAUCGUACGUGUAUCCUCCCACCACUACCACCACUGAAGACAACAACCACUACCACUGCUACUAUCCCUUCUCCACUCAGAGCUUGGACAGACGCAGGUAUGGAGUUAAGGGCCAUGGAUGUAGCUGGGAGGACAGAGUGAGUCAACAAGCGGGGGUCCUAGCCACGUCUGGCUUCACUAGACCGACGGUACUAGUGAACCCGGGAUUCUCUAGACCGGGUGUACUAGUGAACCCGGGAGUACUAAUGAAUCCGAGCUUCACCAGACCGGCAGUGCUAGUGAACCCAGGCUUCACCAGGACACGGUCACUGUCCACCCCUGUCUUCAAUAGACAUAUAUAUGACAGUCGCAGUUCACUGGGCGCCGACAGUGAUGACUUCAGCCAGUACCGUGACGUGGCUCUCUGAACCUACAAGUACUUACCUCAGGUGCUUGAUGGGGAAGUACACGGACACGGACACACACAAAAUACCAGGAAACUUACCCCAUUAUAAACCUUUAAUAAAUCAUAUAUUAUACAAUUUUGGGUGGAAAAUUCAGUGGAAUGAAGAGACCUGAACCAUCAGUGUAGAAUUAUCAAUUAUUAGCCCUAAUUUACUGAACCAAAGAGUAACUAUCUGCAUCUAUAUAAUUAUUGUUUGUUAAGGUGAGGAACAGGAAGAGCUCUACUUCCUUGGAUCAAUAUACACUUGCUAAAAUAUAUAUAUGUCGUGCCGAAUAGGCAGAACUUGCGAUCUUGGCUUAAAUAGCAACGCUCAUCUUGCCAUAUAGGACAAGUGAAAAUUUGUGUAUGCAAUAAUUUCACCAAAAUCAUUCUGAAUCUAACGAAAAAAAUAUAUUUCCCUGUGUUUGUUUAGUAUUAAAUUAUUGUAAACAAAUCUAAAAUAUAUUUAGUUGGGUUAAGCUAAAAUAAAUUGUUCUUGUUAUAAUAAGGUUAGGUAAGUUUUCUAAGAUUCUUUUGGUGCAAAAUUAUAAAUUUUUACAUUAACAUUAAUGAAAAAAAAUAUAUCUUUAAAUGUAUAAGAGAAACUUUUAGAAAGGACUUAAUUUUAAAUGAGUUCUUGCUAAUUGACCAGUUUUACCUAUUCGGCACC